Molecule: messenger RNA, 1710 nt
Organism: Neoarthrinium moseri
Lineage: Eukaryota; Fungi; Ascomycota; Sordariomycetes; Amphisphaeriales; Apiosporaceae
Exons: 1
Coding region: 1-1710 (569 amino acids)
Biological process (GO): proteolysis
Molecular function (GO): metallocarboxypeptidase activity; zinc ion binding
Source: RefSeq, a predicted model, not a curated record
AUGCGGUCUCUAUCUCUCUUCACGUCUGCUUGUGUGCUUCUGGCCACGGCGGCCGCCACUCCCGCCUCGGCCGCCCAUCUCCCGCAAUACCACAUCCCGGGACUGCCCAGACGUCCGCCUCCGCUCCCGGUCGAGGCCCCCGAGCCGACAAGAUCGUGGACCGGCCGCUGGUUCAACUUCUGGCCCUUGACUCUCAUCCACACUGGCGAACCCGGCCAGUACACGACACUCGAGGCCCAGUACGACGGCCAGGUCGUGUUGCGCUUCAAUGUCUCGACGGUCGAUCACGAAGCCGCCCUCGGCAAGGCAGCCGAGCAGAUGUCUCUGGAUGUCUGGGACUUUGCCGCCAACUAUACCGAUCUGCGCAUCCCCAAGAGGCGCAUUCGUGCCUUGCUGAGCCUGCUGCCCAAGUCUAUGCAGACCGAGCAUAUGAUUCUGAUUGAAGAUGUCGCUCGUGCCGUGGCUGCCACCUAUCCGUCGCCCAAGAACAGGUUGGAUCUCGACGCCAUCGUGACACACGGCCAGACCCCCGUGGACACCAAGAACCGAGGCCAGGGUGUCAACGACUUGUUCAAGCACAAGAUGGAUGACCUGUUCUUCAAGGACUACCAGCCACUCUCGGUCAUCACGACGUGGAUGCAAUAUAUUGACACCAUGUUCCGCUUCGACCAGGCAGGGCUGGUCACCAUGUUUAGCAUCGGUAAAUCCUACGAGGGACGAGACAUCCCCGCGCUACGGGUUGGACUUGACGCUACCAAGCACCACAGCAAUAAGAAGAAGAAGCCCCGGAAGACCAUGCUCAUCACCGGAGGCCUGCACGCGCGCGAGUGGAUCUCCGUUAGCACGGUGAAUUAUUUGGCAUUCAUGUUCGCCAGCCACUUUGGGAAGAAUGAGCUGAUUACGUCUAUACUCGAGGAGUUCGAUCUAGUCUUCGUCCCUGUUGUCAACCCGGACGGCUACGAGUACACGUGGAGCGUCGACCGGCUUUGGAGGAAAUCACGCCAACGCACUUCCAUGCGUUACUGCCAUGGCUUUGACCUCGAUCACUCGUUUGGGUAUCGCUGGGAUGGCCCUGGGCGCAACGAUGAGCCGUGCUCUGAAGGUUACGGGGGCGACAGGCCGUUUGAGGCCGUCGAGGCCUUGCAGCUGGCCCAGUGGGCCAAGAAUCAGACGAGGCACAACGUCGACCUCGUGGCAUACUUUGACCUGCACUCCUAUUCACAACAGGUCUUAUGGCCGUACGCUUAUUCCUGCGAUGCCAAGGUCCCCAAUCUGGAAAACAUGCAAGAGGUUGCCAUGAACAUAGCAAAGUACAUGAGACUCUCUACCGGUGAAGUGUACAACGUGGGAUCCGCAUGCGAGAGCGCCGUGGCGCGCGGUCCUGCAGCCUCAGAUACGUCGAUGGGAGUUCAGAGACGUCGAAUUGAAGCUGCGGGAGGGUCGGCGAUUGACUACUUCCACCACGACCUCAAGGCUCGUUACAGCUUUCAGAUCAAGCUACGGGACACUGGGAGCUACGGCUUUCUGCUCCCAAGCGAGAGCAUCGUGCCCGUCGGCGAUGAGGUCUUCGAGGCGGUCAAGUUCUUGGGAGACUAUCUACUGGGCAACAACGGGAUUGAGAGGGGCCACGCCGCUCCUCAGGCUACCGACACGAUGACGACCGGCAGGCCCAGCCUGGGGUUCGAACUGCGGCGGAAGCUCAAAAGGUAG